AUGGAAAAAAAGUGUUUUGUAUGGGAUGAUACUAUCGAGGGGCUAGCUUUGGCGAGAACAACGAAAGACGAUGACAAGAAAAAAGUUUCGAGGAGAAAAUCAAAAGCCGCGAAGAGCAAAAUAUAUUUUCCUCACAAGCAUUUGCUAUACAAUUUCAAGGAAACCCUCAGUUUUACCGAACAGACGAAAUUCCAAAAGUACUACGAGCGCAAAAAACCAUCGGUCCAAGCAACCAGCGACGAAACCAACGACUGGGAGGAGGACGUGGUCCUGCUGCAAGACGUAAAAAACCUGACGCUGUACUUGAUCGGCUCGCCCGUGAGCCCGGAGCUCACCAAGUACCUGCAAGUCUGCUGCGAGCGCUUCCUGCGGGCUCUCGUCCUCUACUUCCAGCACUACCUGACGACCUGGACGGGGCUGUCGGAGAAGCGCGCGGCAGCGGCGCGCCGCAUACCGAACCCCCUGGCCGGUGGCGCUCGACAACGCCGAGCCGAGGAGAUGAAGGUCCUUCGGUGCGUGCUGGCCUGCGAGUACGCCGAGCUGCUGAUGGGCCGUCAGGAGGAGGCCAAGCCGUACCACCACCUUCGGGCCGGCGAGACGGCGUUCGCUCAGUCGUGCGGCGAGAAGGACCUCAGGGUCUACGAGACGCUGCUCCAGUUCGGCCACAGGCUCGUUUGGAUCGCCCUCGGGCGCAAACAGAAGGAGCUCAUUGAGGUGGAGAUGCACCGUUUGUUCAGGAGCGACGCAUUCAACUCGGCCAAGAGAAGGUGCACCGAGUGCCAAGUGCCGGAGGACGAGCGCUGGAUACUGUACGGUCCGAGACUGCCGGCUCGGCGGAAAAUACUGUCCAAUUCGCCGCUCCCCUAUGAGAUUCUCAACCCAAACUGCGACCAUCGGCUGUUAUCGAUUGGUAAUGGACGGGAUCCUCGCGUGGUUUAUCUUGAAAACGCUCUUCUCGCCAGGGAGCAAGAUUUACCUCGAUUGGGCAUAAAAUUGGGAAUUUUGGGCAUGCCGCGUUCCGACUUUGAUGUCAUGCUGAUACCCCAGGCUAGCGAAGAGGACCACGUGGUCGUCGAUGAAGCUGCUGGUGCUGAUAAAAAGGAAGCCGACGAUUACGAAAGCUUGAUACCUGCCAGUGGUUUGGAUCAAUAA
Molecule: messenger RNA, 1152 nt
Organism: Copidosoma floridanum
Lineage: Eukaryota; Metazoa; Arthropoda; Insecta; Hymenoptera; Encyrtidae
Product: protein phosphatase 1 regulatory subunit 36
Biological process (GO): negative regulation of phosphatase activity
Molecular function (GO): phosphatase binding
Source: RefSeq, a predicted model, not a curated record